GCGGUGGAAUGUGCUGGUGCCGCCGAGAUGCCUUACGUGGAUCGGCAGAACCGCUUCUGCGGGUUCCUGGACAUCGAGGAGAACGAGAACAGCGGCAAGUUUCUGCGGCGCUACUUCAUCCUGGACACACAGGCGGGCAGCCUGCUCUGGUUCAUGGACAAUCCCCAGAACCUGCCCAAAGGUGCGGAGCACGUGGGUUCCCUUAAGCUCACCUACAUUUCCAAGGUCAGCGACGCCACCAAGCAACGACCGAAGGCUGAAUUCUGCUUCGUCAUCAAUGCCGGCAUGAGGAAGGUCUUCCUGCAGGCAAACGACCAGCAGGACCUGGUGGAGUGGGUGACUGUACUCAAUAAUGCCACCAAAAUCACAGUGCCAAAAUCGGGCGACGGGCAGCCCAACCUGGAGGGCCCCCCGGAAAGUAAGAAGCAGGUGUCGUACAAAACGGAGAUAAUUGGAGGGGUUCCCAUCAUCACGCCCACCCAGGAAGGUGGGGAGGGUCCGAACGGGCCGGGCGUGAAGCGGUCACACAGCCAGCAUCCUUACUAUGUGGGCCGACCACUGCAGGACCACACGGUCAUCAAGGCAGGCUACUGCGUGAAGCAGGGCGCCGUGAUGAAGAACUGGAAGAGGAGAUACUUCAUGUUGGAUGAAAACUCCAUGAGUUACUUCAAGUCAGACUUGGACAAAGAGCCCCUCCGGAUGAUUCCACUGAGGGACGUGCAGAAAGUUCAGGAGUGCAAGCAGAGUGACAUUUUGAUGAGGGACAACCUUUUCGAAGUUGUCACCAGUUCCAGGACCUUUUAUGUUCAGUCGGACAGCCCAGAAGAGAUGCACAGCUGGAUCAAGGCCAUCUCUGGUGCGAUCGUGGCCCAGCGGGGUCCAGGCCGAUCUGCAGCCUCCAUGCGGCAGGCCAGACGGCUGUCGAACCCUUGUAUACAGAGGAGCACGCCGACCACCAUGCCCCUUCUGGUUUCUACUGCAGUAACCAGGCCCCCCCCGUGCCUCGCUCGCCCCUCCACCCGGCAGCGUCCCCGCCCUGCCACCAGCGCUGUGGGAACGCCCUCACUUGCCCCCCAGCUGGGUCCCCACAGCCUGGCCUGGGACAGCGAGGACUUCACGAGCCUCCUGCCCCGCUCGCGGCUGUCCCUGCCGGAGGCCGCCGUUCGCCCUCGCCCUGGAGACGCCGCGUGGUAGAGGCCCCGCCUCCCCCGGCGCCGCCUGGCUCUGUGGACGCAGACUUGCCAAUCACACAAGUGUGACCCCACUUGCCCACUUUCUGAUAGGCCGUCACCAGGCCAGCAUCACGGUGGGGGUGGAGCAACCAGUAGGUGUAUAUAAGCAGCCGAAGAGAGGGACAGAGGACAGAAGGUGGACCGGACCACUCUGGACCUCUUCAGAGGGGGCUAUAGGUGUGGCAGUGCAGAGUGGAUUCCUCCUUUCUCUUAUUCUGCUUUAUUCCAAAUUCACUUCAUCUGGGUCCUUAAUCUUAGGUCACAGGGCAGUGGGACGACUGCACCUUCAGCUCCUGAGCGUUUUUAUUAUUUUAUUAUUUCUUGUAAUUCUUUUUGUGGUUGUUUUGGUAUAAACCAAGCAGUGCUGUAAGAAAAAAACCUCAUGUGGUACUGGCGCACGUUUAAACAGUGACGUUUUAACCCAAAGAUUUCUGCAAACGUGUCAUAAAUCUGUUUCUGUCAUUCAGUGUUUCGCAGUGCGAUCCUUUGGGACCCACAGUCGGUCCAUGUUUGUGCUCCCUCCCUGCCAGACAGCUGGGAGACAGCCGAGAGCUGGAAGGGAGCAAAAACAUGGACUGUCUGUGGGUCCCCGGGGACUGCAUUUGGAAGCACUGCUCAGAUUUAUGACCUUUUUUUUUGGGCUUCUGGGACGUCCAGACACUCUGAGUCAUUUAAACAUUGGACAGGUUGUAGGGAAGCAAUGCCCAAGUCGUCAUGCCUGUGAAUUUACUCUCUGAAUCUGUAACACUAAAUGUAACGCCGCGGCGACCUUGAUGAAAAUGACGCAUUUCUGUGCUGUCACCAUUCUGUCCCGUUAUGUUUUGGACAUUCGCCGUAGGAAUCGUAGGCACACAGCGAGAACGACUCACACCACUCUGGAUUUUCUGUGCGACCGCCUGUCUCCGGUUGGCAUUUAGUGUUGGUUUACUUACACUAAAAUGUUCUGAGGGCAGAAGGAAAAAUGAUUGGUUCAGAGAGAUUACCAAUUAGACUGUGGAAGAGGUGGGUCCAACCAAUCAGAUGUCUUAGCCCCGCCUCCUUUUUUUUUUCCUUCUGCCCUCAGAACAUAUUUGUGCAAGUAAAACUCCCAUGAGCUCCACACUAUCACUAAAUGUCAAUCGUGUUCACCACUAAUAGGUCCCCAGGUAGUGCUUUUGGUCACCCUCCGUCAAGGCAGCUGCACCCCCACGCUGAUGUGUGAGCUUUUUCAGAGAGGGAGAGAGAGAGUGCAGACCCAGGGGUUUUGUGGGGAGAGCUGGUAAUAUUAGCUGUAGCCAUAGCUGUAUUUUUUUGUGAAUAUAUUUUAGCACAGUUUUAAUGAGGUUAGUUUCUGUUUGUUGGGGUGGGGGUGCAUUUUUGUGCCUGAUUGGCUCCGCCCUUCGCUGUGAUUGGCUCCGCCCUUCGUUUUUUUAGUCGCCUGUGACUGUUGCACAACUUCCAACUGUAUAGCUGUAAAGUGCCUGCAUUCUUUAUAUAUAAAACAAGCUAUUUUAAUCCUGUUUUUUUUAAAUACUAUAACUGUGUAACGCAUCCUCAGAUAAAUGUGCAUUAUUUAUUACUCAGAGUUUAAAAUAAAUCAGUGAAUCUCUGAUAUCUGUGUCCAUCUCAUCACGCAUGAUAGCCAUUUUAAGGGCUUUUAGUUGGUGUUUUUUUUUAUCUCAUUGCCUCAUAUUUGCAAAUUUUAAGAUGGCUGGCGGUAGCGUGCCGUCUUUCCUGUCAGUUGUUCCGUAGAGGAAGAUGAGAGGGGGAUCUUUGGUGACGCACUGCCAUCUAGUGUCUAAGGGAGGACAGACCCCAUGACUGUCUGUUUACCACACGUUUUAUUUGGCCAUUGCACCGUUCAAAGAUAAUAUAAAUAUUUAGUAAUUAUCAUUUUUCCACAGCUGUUUAUUUACUUGACAUUAUUGUGCUUCAUAAUCUGCAUAAUGAGUUUACACCUCUUGUGUGCUUCCAGUCUGACUCUUCGAUUUUGUUACACUGCCCCCUGGUGGGGGCUUUCUGCUCUGACUCCAGAGUCAUCUUUUCCCUUGUUUCCAGUUGCAUCCGAUUUCUGUAGGUGUAAGUGCUUCUGCAUAUAGAUUUGCAGCAAUCCCGACUUUCCCCAAGGGACAAUAGGGCAUUAGACAGCGUGUCCAUUGCAGAGGGAAUUAAUUUACGUGAGAUCAUGCAUUUUGGAUUGUGGGUGGAAACCUAUAGAUCUGGACACUCAGCUGUGAGCAUUUCUGCACAAUCUAGUAGCCCUGACUCCUGGUUCUCUUCUUCUGCUUGCAAAUCAGCAGAGUGUGCCUCUGAAAUGACUUUCAAUGUGAACUAUAUUUUCACAAGAAGUUCACACUUCUGGUGGUGUGACGUCUUCCUUUAAACUUUCCACGAUGGAUGAUAAAUCUGUCAGACUCAUUCCCCAGGAGGCCUGCUUACAUGAAGGCAGGCCAUCCCAUCCCUUUCUGGCAGACCUACCAGCUAAUUCGUCCCUAUUAUCCAAAAAAGUAAUUACUUGGUACUGCAGGCAGACAGCUAUGAUCUGCCGUCAUUUUUAUGUGAAUAAAUGAAUUUUGGUCAGA
Messenger RNA from Paramormyrops kingsleyae, 3793 nucleotides. Lineage: Eukaryota; Metazoa; Chordata; Actinopteri; Osteoglossiformes; Mormyridae. The record is from RefSeq and is a predicted model, not a curated record.